This is a messenger RNA of Dioscorea cayenensis subsp. rotundata (Guinea yam), 660 nucleotides long. RefSeq lists its product as uncharacterized. Gene Ontology annotation, cellular component: chloroplast. The record is from RefSeq and is a predicted model, not a curated record. The coding region runs from base 30 to 515 and encodes 161 amino acids. Lineage: Eukaryota; Viridiplantae; Streptophyta; Magnoliopsida; Dioscoreales; Dioscoreaceae. The transcript has a single exon.
UAGACAACAGCAUCCAAGCAAAUCUGAAAAUGGAAGCCAAAAUCCUGCCUUCUUCUCUAAUCCCCAAAGCAUCCGCCUUUGUUCCUAGAAAACCAUCUCAAUUCUACUCUCGCCAUUGCCGCACUAUCCGAGCAACAGAGAAUGAGGCCAACAACACUGAGAGGACCGUAGAAGCUGACGCUGCUCCACCGCGUGAGGCGCCAAGCACGCUCAACAUCCGGCGGCUGUCGAGAAGACAAGCAAGACGACUGGAGCUGGAACAGCAACAAAUUGUAGACAGAGCGCCAGCACAGCCGCCAUUACGCAAGGAUUGGGAGUCAAUGACACUUGGCGAGAAGGCAGUGGAGUUGUAUGUUGGGGAGAAGGGCCUCCUCUUCUGGCUUAACAAGUUCGCUUAUGCUUCCAUCUUUAUAGUCAUUGGUGGCUGGAUCCUCUUCCGUUUCGUUGGCCCUUCUCUUGGUCUCUACCAGCUUGAUGCUCCUCCUUUGCCACCUUCAUCCAUAUUCAAAGGUUGAUCUUUUAAGCAUCAAUGGCUCUUGAAAUCUAGUUGUACUUUGAAUCCAAUAUAGCAAUGAUCCUGCACCGAAAUGGAAAUUUCAUUGUGCUUUUAAUUGAAAUAUUUAAAUGGAAUCUAGCACAUAUCUCACCUGUUUCUGUUUA